AUGGAGAUGAAGCAGCAGCAGCUCACGGGGCACGGAGGCGUUACAACUCACGAAGCAGGUCACGAGAAAGAGAGCGACCAGGUCACGAUCCAUUUAUCAGAACUACAGCAGCUGAAUUUGGAGCUCUUCAGGAGGAAGUUGGUGGUUCACGCUUUCAAUGCGCGAUAUGAAAUCGAGAACUAUGACCUGGAUGAAUCCAUUCGUGACUUUAACACAUAUGCUGAGGCACUCAGAGACUUCGAGUACAUGACAGAACUGCGAAGACGGCACCCAAAAAACGACCCUUUCUUUGUUUCGACAGAAUGGGCGCUUCAGCGGGAGGUGAUCCAGGAUAUAUUUGACGCAGAGCUGGAGUUGAUGGACACGAAACAUGUUACUCGAAUGACAAAGCACCUGAAACCUCUGCAAGACCAGGAACUAGGUGGGCUCUUUGACGAACAUGACGUGAGGCGGUUUUGGAAUACCAGGACAGAAAUGAUCCGAACGCUAGAGCAGGGAGAAUAUGUCCAGAAAGUGGGCAUGGCGGUCUUGGGAGGGGCAUUUCUCAUUGGGCCGAUGCUGGUCAUGGUCCUCCACCCGGGCUUGGUGACCUCAUUAGUCACGACAUCUGUAUGUGUUUUUGCCUUCGGUCUGGGUAUCGCGCGCUUUUUGGAGAAACCCUUUGAUGUGUUGUCCGGGACAGCUGCCUAUGCCGCGGUGCUGGUUGUCUUCGUCGGGACCAGCGGGACCAGUGCGUAA
Diaporthe citri is the source of this 738-nucleotide messenger RNA. RefSeq lists its product as uncharacterized. The record is from RefSeq and is a predicted model, not a curated record. The transcript is spliced from 3 exons. The coding region runs from base 1 to 738 and encodes 245 amino acids. Lineage: Eukaryota; Fungi; Ascomycota; Sordariomycetes; Diaporthales; Diaporthaceae.